AUGUAUGCAGCACUGUUAACAUUGUCAUUACUGUGUGCACCGCAUCAACUACACGCGGAAGUCGGGGAUACAGAUCUCAAUGAACUCUCGGACAAACAGAAUGGAGUUAAGAUAAAUAAAUGCUGCGAACAUAACGAAAUUGUUGUGGACGGAGUAUGUAGGCUAGCCGAGAGAUACAACCAGAGUUUGUGGACACCACAAUUUAAGACUGAAGAUGGCAACGACGCCAAAGUAAAAUAUUAUAACUAUGUAUUCGGUGUGCCUGACUGUGCCACCACACAACAGAGAGCUAUAUUUGAUUUAGACAAAUCUGAGGACAAGCUUAAUUUAUUAACCGAUGGCCGCUUACAACAUGUUAUCAAUCAUACUCCUAGUUCCGAUGUAAAAGAAGAACCAAUGUUAAAUAGUUUCAACCUACAUGAUAGCAUAACAAUACCCGAAGAGAAAGAACCAUCAUCAUACAUACAUAAUCAAGCUAAAUAUUGUAUGGAUAAGAUACUACUCACACUAAAAGACACGCAUUCAAAGAAAGGAGUUAAUAUCACAGGCACAUAUGCAUUAGUAUGUGUGCCAGAGGUCAAAAUUAACUGGAGAGAUACUAACUUUUUAAUGAAGAAGAUUCUCAACCCUUUAUUUCACGCUAUUGCAAUGAUAUUGUACCUACUGGUAGCUGUUAUAUACUUUGUGUUGCCAACACUUCGAGACUUGGCCGGGAAUAUAAUCACAACUAUUAACAUGUGUUUGAUAGUCAGUCAGGCAGCGGAUUUAGUGAGAAUAUUUACUGAGUUCAGCAACCAUGUUAGCUUUAUGGUCACUGAUAUCAUCCUGUACAUCAGUCUACUUGCAGCCUUCUUUUGGCUCAACAGUUUUGGGUUUUAUAUCUGGAAAACGUUUAAGUCUCGCAACGUGUUUCUCCGCGUGACAGAUGUGCGCAAGUACUGCUAUUAUUCAAGCGUGGUGUGGUCCAGUGUGUUGUUAAUGGCCGGUAUGGCUAUAUGCGCACAUUUCCUACUCGACACCGGCACCAACCCUAACAGGAAGACCAGGAUCCAGUUCUCUUCGUCAAUCAUCAUUGACGAUGUUGAACAGGAAACCAUUGGAUUACUCGGCAUCGCGAUAUUCUUCACCCCAGUUGCAUUCACUAUAAUUUUCAACGUAUUCUUUUACGUUACGACAUUGAAGAUCAUAAAGAGAAUCAACAUUUAUGGGAGGAUACAUCAUAAACUGAAAGGAUGUUUUAAUUUAUUCCUCCAACUAUUCCUCAUAAUGACGACAGCGUGGCUGUUCUUAUUGUUAUCCUGGCUGAACAUCGACGAGUUGUUAUACGCACACAUCUUCGUGAACCUAUUCCAGGCAAUUUUAAUAUUCUAUGUGUGCAUAGUGCGACAGUCGCAUGUAACGUUUUUGUUGCGCAAGAGUUGUUGCUAUGCAGAGCCUGUGCCUACGGGGGAGUGGGGAGACGAGAUGACUCAUAUGAACGGAGGGAAUUACUGA
Spodoptera littoralis (African cotton leafworm) is the source of this 1494-nucleotide messenger RNA. NCBI's taxonomy places the organism in Eukaryota, Metazoa, Arthropoda, Insecta, Lepidoptera, Noctuidae. The record is from the annotation of a GenBank genome assembly.